This is a messenger RNA of Zymoseptoria tritici IPO323, 384 nucleotides long. RefSeq lists its product as uncharacterized. The coding region runs from base 1 to 384 and encodes 127 amino acids. Lineage: Eukaryota; Fungi; Ascomycota; Dothideomycetes; Mycosphaerellales; Mycosphaerellaceae. The transcript is spliced from 2 exons. The record is from RefSeq and is a predicted model, not a curated record.
AUGUGGGUUAUCGACCAAGAAUGUCUCCAACAGGUCGACACAACAAGUCGCGGCGUCUUCACUAUCCUGAAUGCCGCUCACUUCGGCAACGACAUCUCGAACGGCGAAGAUGUCAAGGUCGACACCUUGGUAGAGAUCCGGAAGUGCCCGAAGCACAGUCUCUCUCAGCCGCUCGGCAUGCCCAAAACCCGUCGCAGAUUGAAAAAGCUUCGAAAACAGGAACGCAACCGCCGCAUCGCCCCGACACAAUCCCUACUGACCUUAAAGCGGCUAGACGCUACGCUCAUUCAAACAGAAGCACGCUCCGACACAGGAUUCAGUGCCGAGAUCUACGAUACUGUCGUGACCCUCGGGGACAGCAGCAACGCCGUGCGAAAGCUAUAA